This is a messenger RNA of Durusdinium trenchii, 2634 nucleotides long. Lineage: Eukaryota; Dinophyceae; Suessiales; Symbiodiniaceae. The record is from the annotation of a GenBank genome assembly.
AUGGCCGCCGAUCCCGAUGCCCGCCGCCGAUCCGCCCGACGGACACUGAGGAACGGCACACAGGAUCGCCUGGAGCGCCUGGCGGCCUUCAUGAACACCGCACAGGCGAGAGGUCUCGUGCGCUGCGCUGCGGUCGACCGUGGAGCGAGACAACGGAGAGAGGUCAGACGGGGAAAAGGAGCUAAGGCCUUGGCGUCCGGCGGCUAUGUCCUGGGCAGCGAGCCGUCACAGGCCCUGACGCUGGCGCCGAUGCCCGGGGGCUUAGCGACUCGCGGUGGCACGGGAGCCAGUAGUGCGGUGCCCAAAGUGGUCUAUGAUCAGGAUGGCCUCACUGUCCUCGAUGCUGCUGUCAAGGUCUCCAAAGAGGGCCGCAAGGCCGUGGCCGUGAACGCCGCCUCGGCCUACUCCGUCGGGGGUGGCGUGCCUCGGCGCUGUGAGUCGGGCACCGACGCGGACGAAGACGACGUGACAUCGGAUUUGGGUGGAAGGCGGCGCGUGGUGGAACCCGUGGAACGCGUGGAACCGGUGGAACUCACUUCGAUCGCAUUUCACGCGCAUGUGCCUGUGGACGGCUGUAUCUUGAGCCCCUUCGUGGAGGUGUCGGGUGGGACUGGUGCCGGAGACCGGAAAGAGGUCUUCCGAGAAGGUAGCAAUGACGGCUACGGCUUCUUAGCGCACCCCGGCAGAUCGGGAGCAGGUCUGGGACGUGGCAGGUCGCCUGUGAAGCUGCAAGGGGUGUGUGUCGCCAUGUUCAACAUGAACCCACGGGUCAGCGAUAGUCCGCUGGAUGCUCCCAGAGAUUUCAAGACGUACUGCCACCAGGCAGCUGAACUGGGGCGCCGCUGGACUGGCGGAGAGAUGGAAAGAGGUGUGAAGCUGAAGUUCCGUUCCGUGGCCACUGCCGCACUGGAGAUGGGCGCAGAGGUGCUGGUGUGCCCCGAUGUGGGCUGCGGUGUCUUCGGGAAUGACCCACAGGUUUUGGGAACGAUGCUGGGCCAAGUCCUCCGUGAACCCAAGCUGGCCAAGCUCGAGGUGCUCCUCACAGGUCAGGUGGCCUUUGCAGAAGCGGUGAAGCUGGCCGCCACCGGUGCCCAGGUGGACCUGGCCCCAGCGCCGGCGGCAUACUUUGCACAGGUCUAUGGCAAACAGCCGAAGAGCCCAGAGAGGUCUCCGGCCAAAGCUCGAGGUGGCUACCGAGCGCCCCACACUCAGAGCGAUGCCCGCACCUCCGCACGUGGGCGCAUGGGGUGGUACCUGGAGCUGAGGCCUCAGGAGCCCAUGAUCGUGGCCACGGCCCGGUCCUUGGUGGUGAAACCAGUGGAUGCCACCCGAGGCGACAGCGGGGUCAAGGGGGCGCUUCGGGUGCGCCUGCCGGAGCCACCCACGCCGCUGUGGGGGGCGACGGUGGGUGGAGAGUGGGAGCUCGAUUUUGGUACCAAGACAGAUGUCGCGCCUGCUGGCCCCUCCGGACGUGCCUCACCGGGUGUGGCAGUGCCCACGGCUGCACCCGAGCUGCUGCCUGUCACGGCCAAAGGGCGUUCCUGUGCCUUGACGCUGAAAGCGGCCUUGGAAGAUACCCAGCUUCGACCAGAGGUGGUGCACCUCGUCGGUUGCGGCGAUGCCGAGAGGUCCAUGGACUGGCAGGUGCUGAGCGAUGCGUUGCCGUCCAAAGCACGGGUGGUCUUAGUCGGCCCGCAUGGCUUGGGCGCUGCUGCAGCGCCCAAGGAGGAGCUGCUGGGCCCUUACUCCUGCUGCGACCUGGAAGUGUGUGUCUUUCCGCACACCUACCAGCGUUUCAUGAUCCAGGAGUUUGAGCCACCUCAACUGGUGGUGCUUUUUCAUCCAGGUCUGGAUGUCCAUUACUUCACCUGGUACCCGUGCAUCAGGCAGUGGACGGAGCAGAAGAUCCCCCUGCUGAUCACAGCCUACCGAGUUCCGGGAGGCCUGGGAGAGACACCACAAACAGUCCGGACUUUCCUGGAAUGCCUGGUGGGGACUGGAGGUGGACAAGGCCUAUGGGUGCUUGAGGAGGAGAACCCUCAUGUCGCUGAAAACGGCUCUUUCAAUGCAGGAUACUUUGUCAGCCUGGGAUCUCAAGGGGCACUUCCUAUUCAGGCAGAGGAGAUGUAUUGGCCGCUCUUCCAAGCUUUGGGGAAGAUCGGGCACCCCUUUGCUCCUCGUGUAGGCUACCUUGAUCUGGAUGACGGCAAGGUGUCUCCGGAGAAUUGGAAUCUGUUGUCCUCAAUUGCGGAGGGCGCGAUGCGAGGGGCCAUGGCGGGAGCCGACGGGACGGAUGAGGAGACAGCCAAGGCCUUCGCAGUGAAAGUACUGGACCAGGUCUUGGGUGCAGGCUCCGCGUGGGCAUCCUCAGGCUUUACCCGCGCCAGCUGUCCCAGUUGUGGCGAAGGCUACGAUUCCGAGGCUUGGCAUUUGGCGGUCUGCCCUGCUGCUGGCCGACAGAUGCUCCGACCGGGUGAUGAGGUCCGUGUGUUUGGCCUUGAGAAGCUGCCGCAGCUCAAUGGAAAGGUGGGACAGCUCCAGCGCUUCGUGAAUGCCAAGCAGCGCUGGGUGUUGCGGGUGGAGGAGAAAGACAUGCUUUUCAAGGCUAGCAACCUUGAGAAAGUCAAAGACUGA